AAAAAAAAGGAGCACUGAACACGACUGGUUACUUUUUCAGGGAUGAUUUUGGAUCUAUUUUAGUGUAUUAACGUGUCUGAUUUCGCUUUAUUUCAAAAUAUAUAUUUUUUAGAAAUAUGGAAUUGAUUAAAACGCAUUCGUGGAAAUGAAGAGUGAUGACAUCCCCGAGCCGCGGCUUUUACUCUCUCCGAGGUGACUUCUGCAACUUAUUUUUGCGCCGUCAACUGACGUGGAUUGACGCCCAAAGACCUUUGAUUGUUGUCUUGCUAUUAUCAUGAAUUACCGCGGCGGCGUCGUGACAUAACGAGCAACAUUUUUGUUUCUUUCCACGUUGACAAAUCGCACUCCGGUCGCCGUUCUUGCUAAUCUACAUCUAGCUGCCCGCGCUGUGCAACGGUUUCCCAUCAUCCUUAGCGGCCGCGGGCUGUCAAUGGCGGAUGAGGAUGACGAUGGAUAGCAGCCCUGUUGGUAGCACGUUAGCACGUUAGCAUGUAGCGCCGCGAAAUUGACGUCGCUGUCGACGCUAACAAGCUCGUCGUCACGAAAUCGUUUAGACCUUAGGAGGACAACAUGAGCGGCGGUACGCCCUACCUCGGCAGCAAAAUCAGCCUCAUCUCCAAGGCCGAGAUCCGCUACGAGGGCGUCUUGUACACCAUCGACACGGAGAACUCCACCGUGGCUUUAGCCAAAGUGCGUUCGUUCGGAACCGAGGAUCGGCCCACCGAGCGCCCCGUCCCGCCCCGAGAUGACACCUUUGAGUACAUCAUUUUCCGAGGCAGCGACAUUAAAGACCUGACGGUGUGCGAGCCCCCCAGGCCCAGCGGGUCCCUCCCCCAGGACCCCGCCAUCGUGCAGUCAUCCGUGAGCUCCGCUUCGUUGUCGUCGGCUGCGUCGGCCGCCACGUCGCUCCCAAAUUCCUUCCAGCCGGCUCCUUCCUACGGGCUGUUCAACCGGACCCCUGCCGCCUCCUACAGCCAGUUCGCUCGCACUUCUCAGCUCCCCCCGCGCUUGGGACCCGCUGUUGGCGGUAGCCGCAGCUCUCCUGCGGACGUGUUGAGGAAGAGCCCCGCGGGUGGCGAGCAGCCGGCCGUCCGAGCGUCCUCCUCGGCUCCGAGCGACUCCACGGCCAAUCCCGGCACCAACCCGGGGGACCGCCCGAAUCCCCGCCAACCUCGCGCGGCUCCUGGUUCGCGGGCGAGCGGCCAGAUUCGGCAUCAUCAGGACACCGCGGAUGCCAGGAGGGCGCACAACGGCCGGCGAGGCCGAGGGGGUGGCCACCGCGGCAGAGGGCGCUUCAUCGUGCGGCGAGACGGCGCCAGCGUGAAGUUCGACAAGGACUUUGACUUUGAGAGCGCCAACGCGCAAUUCAACAAAGACGACAUUGAGCGAGAGUUUCAGAGCAAGAUGAAGCUGAAAGACGAGAAGAGCGAGCCGGCGCUCAACGGCGAGGAGAAAGGCGACCAUCUCGACAGCGUGAGUGACGCGCACCACCGGGGAGGAGAUGCGCCGGGACCAAAGUGCUACUAUGACAAGUCCAAGUCCUUCUUUGACAACAUCUCCUGUGACGACAGCAGAAGAGACAACAACGGUUGCGGCGGCGUCUUUCCGAGGGAACGCCGUCAGACGUGGGCGGAGGAGAGACGGAUGAACGCCGAGACGUUUGGCUUACCGCUGCGUCACCAUCGAGGUUACCGGGGGAGAGGGCGGCCCGCCGGCCGAGGCUCCUCGGCCCCGUCUCAAAGGGGCACUCUCAGGGGAGGAUACCGAGGAAACCAGGCCGGCCGGGAGUUUGGAGACAUUGCCGCAGCUUACAGGAAGGACAAGAAGAUGCCUGCGGAGCGUUGACCACCAACAAGGUGAAGAUGUUUUUGUCACCAGCACUGCUUGACUGCUGCAGUUUCCUCGGAAAAAAAAAAAACAAACCCUCGCCUUUUCUUGGGUGUGUUGGAGGGCCUGGCUUGGUCUGAUGCAGCUGUCUGUUCGACUCAACGUCACAUAGUUGACAGCCCCCCUCCCAGGUCGCUCUUCCUCUGCUACAUCGUCAACUUCAUCCUAAUCACAUCUCACUUGUUUCUCCUCCGAGCGCCCGGCAAACACUUUACCUGAAAACAAACCCAAUUUGCACUUCAGAGUGUCUGAAGCUAACAAAGCACCCGUCAUGUUGCUGAAGUGUUUGCUUAAAAACCUGUCAUGGUUUCAGUGCGUUUAAGGUUCAUCCUGAACUUGCACAUAAACCUUGUGGGAAGAGUGGGGUUUUUUUUUCUACAUGAGAAAAAUCUCACCAUGCCAUCGAACGAAAAGUCUUGAGUGGAUCGACAUGAUCUGGUCUUCAUUCAUUCCCGAAUGGACGUGCGCCUUGUGAAAAGCAGUCACACAGUUUCAUCGUAUCUUCUGCCAUCUAGUGGAAAAACAUUUAUUGUUCUGCAAGUCACGAAAUGUCACUGGCAUAGAUGGCGGAACAAAGACGUGCAAUUAGUCGUAAAUCAUUUGAGUGGAACAUUAUAAGGCGGGGAAAGUUCGUCUGAGUGAUCAAGUGUUGACGAAUGUUAAACGUGUUGCAAACUCAUUGCAUCGUCAAUCAUUUGUUUUCCACCACAUUUCUGUGGUUGAGAGGAAAGAAAUUUAAUCUGUGCUGCAUGUUGCACAUAGAGCACAUUUGACAAUGAAGUUGACUUGAACUUGAACAUUUUGUCGAUGGGAAAUCACCCCCUCAAAAAGAUAAGGAUGAAGAUACGACGUAAGACAGUACUACUGGUUAUUGGCACGUUGCUAUGGUAACCGAGCCUCACCGAUUCGUACCGUUAAACUCAUUGAUGUGCAGAUGAGUUCCUCCUCCCUGCCGACCAGUCAUCAAUUCACAUGAGGUGUGACGUUCAUAUAUGAUAAAUGCAAACUUGUCUACCAGCAAAACCUAAUGCUGUUAAAAAAAGAAAUAAAGAACGUUAAUGAAGCGUC
This is a messenger RNA of Hippocampus comes (tiger tail seahorse), 2955 nucleotides long. It is a transcript of the gene lsm14aa, whose product is annotated as LSM14A mRNA processing body assembly factor a. NCBI's taxonomy places the organism in Eukaryota, Metazoa, Chordata, Actinopteri, Syngnathiformes, Syngnathidae. Gene Ontology annotation, cellular component: P-body. The transcript is spliced from 9 exons. Gene Ontology annotation, biological process: P-body assembly; cytoplasmic stress granule assembly. The record is from RefSeq and is a predicted model, not a curated record. Bases 571 to 1845 code for a protein of 424 amino acids. Gene Ontology annotation, molecular function: mRNA binding.